CCUAGCUUUCUAGAUCAAAGUCUAAGUUAGAAAAGCAAAAUGUUUGCGAAGGCCAUAGUUGCAUGUGCGCUGCUGGUGGUGGCACAAGGAGGUUUGAUAUCUGCCCCUCAUGGCGCCAUCUCCUCUCAAAGCAUUGUCUUGGGUCACCCAGCACCAGCUGUAGCUGCUGCACCAGCUUAUGGAUACGGCGGUCUUGGCUAUGGACUAGGUCUAGGUCACGGAGCAGUGGUUUCGCACGCGCCGAUCGUCCAUGCACCUUUGGCCCACGCCGUUGCCCCUGUUGAAGUAUAUGCCCACCCCCGCUACCAGUUCAAUUACGGUGUUGCCGACGGCCACACUGGUGACCAAAAGAGCCAAUGGGAAUCACGGGAUGGAGACGUUGUCAAGGGUCAGUACCAGCUAGUCGAGCCUGAUGGUACCAUCCGCACUGUCAACUACUCUGCUGAUGACCACAACGGAUUCAACGCGGUGGUGAGCAGGCAAGGUCACGCAGCUCAUCCCGGUCCCGCCGUCGCUGUAGCGCACGCUCCCAUCGCAUUAGCCGGGCAUGGCGGUCUUCUUCAUGGAUAGACGACGAUAGUCUACUUAGGAUAAGCUUCUAACGAUAAAUGUAUGCUUGGUUAUGGUACAACGAACGCUUAAGGCACAGCGUUUCAUAAGGUGUAUCUUCUGGGACGUAGGCCCAAAGUCAUAUCGCUCCAUUCGAGUCUUGACUAUUGUAUUAUAUUUUCUAGUAGUUUGUAAGCUUUCAUGUUUUUCAUUGUUAUACAUUUUAUGAAACGUUAGACAAUGCCUACGGGGUUCUGUGGAGGCUCCGGUUAAUACUCGGUGUUAAAUAUAUUUUUUUCAUACA
Pieris rapae (cabbage white) is the source of this 853-nucleotide messenger RNA. Its product is annotated as cuticle protein 7-like. Lineage: Eukaryota; Metazoa; Arthropoda; Insecta; Lepidoptera; Pieridae. The coding region runs from base 40 to 570 and encodes 176 amino acids. The record is from RefSeq and is a predicted model, not a curated record. The transcript is spliced from 5 exons. Gene Ontology annotation, cellular component: extracellular matrix.